Messenger RNA from Seminavis robusta, 975 nucleotides. The record is from the annotation of a GenBank genome assembly. NCBI's taxonomy places the organism in Eukaryota, Bacillariophyta, Bacillariophyceae, Naviculales, Naviculaceae.
UGAAAUUUGAAUUCGUAAAAAUAUUUUCGGCUGGGAAGAAACCUCGGCGCAUCACGAAACGACGAACCUGAGCAAUUACCAAACAUCAACAUUCAAACACAAGAACCAGCACGACAAGAAGAAGGAAACGAUCUUCGAUCUUCGACCACUUGACUCCACAGCCCACCGUACUACACGUACCUUGACUCCUUCCAGUUUCUCCUCGAGUCAUCGAAAAUGGCUCGAACCAAACAAACCGCGCGCAAGAGCAGCGGUGGAAAAGCUCCUCGGAAGCUCUACGCUACCAAAGCUGCUCGGAAGACUGCUCCGGCCGCUGGAGGUGUUCGAAAGAAGCGACGCUUUCGUCCUGGGACGGUGGCUCUUCGUGAGAUUCGCCGAUACCAGAGGAGCACCGACCUUUUGAUUCGCAGGCAGCCCUUUCAGAGACUAGUCCGGGAAAUUGCUCAAGAUUUAAAGUCGGAUCUACGCUUUCAGGGGACUGCUCUCCUGGCAUUGCAGGAGGCGUCGGAAGCAUAUUUGAUUGGGGUCUUUGAGGAUUCCAAUCUUUGCGCCAUUCACGCCAAGCGUGUGACUGUCAUGACCAAAGACAUUCAGCUGGCGAUGCGCAUCCGUGGUGGCCGCUACUAAGCAAGCCGUAACCACCCAUCCUGCAAAGAGAGGAACUGGAUCGAAUCGAAUCAGAUUCUGUGAGCAAAACAACUAUUUGUGCAGCAAAGAAAGUGCAAUACCUACAAAAACACAUGUGCGACAACAAUUUGAAAUAGUCAAGCGGCCAAUGCGCUUCGGGCAAUGAUAUGAAACCACCCAGUUCUCUAGCUAGCUUUCCCCUAACGCGCGACAAUCGGUUUCAUCAAAUAAUGGAAGAUUCGGCUUUCGACGCAAUUCUGGCCACUAGCUAGGCAAAAGAUAGAGAAACUACGGCUAGCUAGUAGCGCUGUCUGUAAUGAUACAUGUAAGAUCAUGGUGUUUAUGUGU